Molecule: messenger RNA, 714 nt
Organism: Cinara cedri
Lineage: Eukaryota; Metazoa; Arthropoda; Insecta; Hemiptera; Aphididae
Source: the annotation of a GenBank genome assembly
CGAGAACCGUUUUGGAAUGUCGUCGUAACGUCCGAACCGACACGCUAGAGCCGAACUCCGGCAAGAGCUCGGCACCGCCAAUGCGGGGAAAUGCGCGAAUUCGAAUCGUUCGUCGUUGGAGAAACAACACUGCACUCGCUCCGUUAAAAAUCUAAAAGCCGACCAGACGGUUUUUAUUUGUAAAACGGCAUAAUUCCGUUGAACCGGCGUGCAAUUACGAUAGACGAAAUACUCGCGCGGUUGUAUAGCAGGCGCCGCGAACAGCGCUCCGACCAGUCCCGAACAAUUACAAAAUUACGUCGUUAUCCGGAUUUCGCGGGGCCAAUCAGAGAACCGAAUCGCGAACCGGUCGCACGAAGCGGCGUGGCCGUGUGCAGCGGCGAUGAGACGACACGGCACACAGUCAUCAAAUACUUGUACUUCAAACUUCAACAGUGAAUCGCGCUACUACUGCAUAUUAUAAUGAACAACGAAGCGAGUCAGCGUUCAAAAAUAAACCGCCCGUUUCGUAUUGUCGCAGUCCGGAUGAUCGCUACGUCCGAUCCGGAUUCGGUGUUCGGCACUAGCAGAUACCACGAUAUCGAACGGGUGCUCACCCCGGGCAGCACAGGUAUGAAUGAAACCGUCCCGGAACAAGCGGAACGUGGAAAUUCUGCGCGAAAACCGCAGGCCCUCUAUACACAACACGGAGCUGCUCAAAAGAAACCGAACUGA